Molecule: messenger RNA, 420 nt
Organism: Morchella sextelata
Lineage: Eukaryota; Fungi; Ascomycota; Pezizomycetes; Pezizales; Morchellaceae
Exons: 7
Coding region: 1-420 (139 amino acids)
Source: RefSeq, a predicted model, not a curated record
AUGGGCACAGCAGAUCAUCCCGAAUCCCGAGACAAGGUUAUAUGCGGCCAUUUUAUUUUCCGAGGGAUCGAUCCAAUUCGUCAGUCACUAACGAAAAGUGAUGGUAAUGGAAGAAUCCGGGAGGCAUCGCGCAUGCAUAUGCAUCAAGCUCGAGGUUCGGGAAGCAAUGAAAGACUACUCUAUCAUGAAGCCUAUCACAAGCCAGUAAGAUGUGGACUGCGUGAGUGUGGAGGGGGUCAGGCACCAGAUGGAAUGAGGGUACAUUGCAACAAGAGGAGAACUGUUUGCAGUGGACUGAGGUUUGAAAGGCUGGCUUACAUACCGUUUACCUACGUAUAUACUUGGUGGACGAGAAGAGAAAUGAGGACGUAUAUAUUGGUGGGAGGUUGGAAGAGAUGGAUUUACAACUUGUCGGAAUAA